Molecule: messenger RNA, 1041 nt
Organism: Melospiza georgiana
Lineage: Eukaryota; Metazoa; Chordata; Aves; Passeriformes; Passerellidae
Gene: GPR82
Product: G protein-coupled receptor 82
Exons: 1
Coding region: 1-1041 (346 amino acids)
Biological process (GO): G protein-coupled receptor signaling pathway
Cellular component (GO): membrane
Molecular function (GO): G protein-coupled receptor activity
Source: RefSeq, a predicted model, not a curated record
AUGAACAACUCAUCAUGUCUUCAGCCAUCGCCAGCUACCACCGUAGCUCUCCCCAUCCUCUACUCCUGCCUGUUUCCCGCUGGAAUCUUGGGGAACAUUCUGAGUGCCUGGAUAUUUUUACGUAAAGUGCCCACCAGAAGGACUCAGCACAUUUACCUGGCCAACCUGGUGGCUGCAAAUCUGCUGGUUUGCAGCACCAUGCCCUUCCUGGCCGCCUACUUUGCCGAGGGGCACCGCUGGCCCUACGAGUCGGUGGCGUGCAGGAUCGCCCAUCACCUGGGGACGCUGGUGAUGCAAGUCAGCAUGUACGUGACCAUCACCAUCCUGUGCUCCACUGCCCUCAGCCAGUAUGCCACCCUGAAGAAGAACUGUGGCCCACAACACUCCUCAGCUCUGCCAGGAACCCUCCACGGGCGCCUCCUGCACGAGUUCCGGCGGCCAAAGUUCGCUAAAUGUUUGUGUGCUGUUAUCUGGCUGAUUGUGCUGUGCAUUACAGUCACAGCCAUCACCUACAACAUCCAGGAGAGGGUUUCAGGAGAGUUCCCCACAUGCUACAACAUCAAGGUAGAAGCUGGUGAACGUGCUGCAAUGAUUGCAGCUUAUCUUGCCACUGUGUGUUUCUUUCUGGCUUUUAUGACCGUUUUGUGGUCGUACUAUUCUCUUACCAGACAUCUGAGCAGAAUACAAAAAAACACCUGCAUUGGAGAAAAACAUCUCAUUUACAGAACAGUGAAAAGAAACAUUCUUGUCAUCCAGGUGAUAUUAACUGCCUGUUUUCUUCCAUAUCAUAUUUUCAGGCCAAUUUUCUAUGGAUUUCUUACAGAUAAUGACUGUCCAAGAUUAAAUUAUCUAGUAGAAAUUAAAAAUGUCCUUACUUGUCUUGCUGCUACUAAAAGCACUUUAGAUCCACUUAUAACCCUUCUGUUAGAUAAAACAUUUAAGAAAAGUUUUUAUGCCCUAUUUACAAAACCCACACCAGAAGAUCAAGAACGUAAUGAUGAUAUUUUCACUGAAAUGGGAAGGAAUAUGGAAAGAUUUUAA